AUGCUUUGCAAAUACUUCUUUGAAAUUGUGUUGGUGCUGCUGGUCUCACCCAUUGUCUUUUCCCUGGAACUGAAGAUGGUCCCCUUCCAACAAAGAAGGAUGAACAUAAGGAUUUUAAAAUCCUGGAACAAUUUCCAAACGUCGAGAAUUGAGCAAUGCUUACAAUACAGGAAAGAUUUUGGGCUUCCCCAGAUGUUUGUGAAUCUUUAUCAGUACCAGAAAGGACAAGUACUGGCUGUUCUCCAUGAGACAUUUCAGCAGCUACUCAUCCUCAUCAAAGAAAAUUUUGCACUGGAUGGUGGAAAGAAAAACUACCUGGCAAAAAUCCUUACUGAGCUUCAUCAACAGCUACAGUACCUAGAAGGAUUCAUAGAACUGGAAACAAAACAGAGAAAUGGUGCUGUGGGUAGUGAGAACCUCAGAUUACAGAUUAAAAUGUAUUUCACAAGGAUCCAUGACUACCUGGAAACCCAGGAGUACAGUAGCUGUGCCUGGACCAUUGUCCAGGUGGAAAUCAACCGGUGUCUUGUCUUUGUGUUCAGACUCACAGGAAGACUCAGCAAGGAAAAUCAGAGCCCUGAAUAG
This is a messenger RNA of Ochotona curzoniae (black-lipped pika), 585 nucleotides long. RefSeq names its product interferon epsilon (gene IFNE). Gene Ontology annotation, biological process: positive regulation of peptidyl-serine phosphorylation of STAT protein; defense response; natural killer cell activation involved in immune response. Lineage: Eukaryota; Metazoa; Chordata; Mammalia; Lagomorpha; Ochotonidae. The transcript has a single exon. Gene Ontology annotation, molecular function: type I interferon receptor binding; cytokine activity. The coding region runs from base 1 to 585 and encodes 194 amino acids. The record is from RefSeq and is a predicted model, not a curated record. Gene Ontology annotation, cellular component: extracellular region.